GAGUCUCCGCCUUGCCGUCCAGCCUGUCCUUGGUGUGGGGUGCUUGGAAGUGCAAGCACCCUCUCCGGUUCUUUGCCGGCCCCAAGGGUCGUUGUUUGCGACGGUCCCCGGGCCCAGUCAUCGGCCCUCUUUUCCGGUGCCGGAACUAUCGUACUGGUGCCUUAGUUUCCCAGCCGGCAGGCGCAGUGAGGAGGAAGCGGAGGCGACACCGCUCUCACCACUGGGGAAAGGAAGGAGGCGGGCCCUGCGCGCAGCAUUUUGGGAACGAGUGGAAUUCUGGGAGCUGGGCCCGCCAUUCUCUUGAUUCACGCCUUCGCCGUAGCGGCUUUCGCCGUGCACCGAAGAGAAGGAAAAGUAGGCCAGAGCCGAACUCUCUUCCUGCCAAGAUGUCUAUUGGUGUGCCAAUUAAAGUGCUGCAUGAGGCUGAGGGCCACAUUGUAACAUGUGAGACGAACACCGGUGAGGUAUAUCGGGGGAAGCUCAUUGAAGCAGAGGACAACAUGAACUGCCAGAUGUCCAACAUCACAGUCACAUACAGAGAUGGCCGAGUGGCACAGCUGGAGCAGGUGUACAUCCGUGGCAGCAAAAUACGCUUUCUGAUUUUGCCUGACAUGCUGAAGAAUGCACCCAUGUUAAAGAGCAUGAAAAAUAAAAACCAAGGCUCAGGGGCUGGCCGAGGAAAAGCUGCUAUUCUCAAGGCCCAAGGUAGGUGCUCUUCAUGCACAGGUUUUAAAAUAUAGGUUCGUCUUGUGUCUUGUAGAAAGGGGCCCUGUUACUGCCUGGGAACAGAGAGGGCUUGACCUCUGCUCUCUCCACAUCUACUGCCACCCCUUCCCCUUGCUGCAAUGGAGAGAUCCCGUGGG
This is a messenger RNA of Piliocolobus tephrosceles (Ugandan red Colobus), 863 nucleotides long. It is a transcript of the gene SNRPD3, whose product is annotated as small nuclear ribonucleoprotein D3 polypeptide. Gene Ontology annotation, molecular function: RNA binding. Gene Ontology annotation, cellular component: spliceosomal complex. Bases 387 to 740 code for a protein of 117 amino acids. The transcript is spliced from 3 exons. Gene Ontology annotation, biological process: RNA processing; spliceosomal snRNP assembly. NCBI's taxonomy places the organism in Eukaryota, Metazoa, Chordata, Mammalia, Primates, Cercopithecidae. The record is from RefSeq and is a predicted model, not a curated record.